GCGACAGUGAGUUGAGUUCUUGCACACCUUCCUGCAACUAUAAGCACUCCGGACUGCAGUUGAGUUGACAGCGAUGAAUCCUGCCGGUUACCCGAUCGAGAGUGUUCCAUUGCAGGGGAGGAAUGAUGGGUUCCCUGGACAGCCUGGAGGAUCUUCAGUAGUUCAGUACACCACUGUGGACAUCACCUCGGAGCCCCCCAAGGACCACAUCAUCUGGUCACUAUGCUGCUUUAUGUAUUUGAACCCCUGCUGCCUCGGACUGGCGGCUCUCAUCUUCUCUAUCAAGUCCAGAGACCGGAAGGUGGCUGGAGAUAUGAAUGGUGCCCGACACUACGGCUCCACUGCCCGCUGCCUCAACAUCUGGGCCACAGUCCUGUGUUGCACCAUUGUCCUCAUUGUAAUCAUCACAGUCACCACCAUAACCGUAUCAGUUAAUCAGGCGAUCAAUUACCAUACAAAUUCCCGAUAUACAGAAAACAAUUUCAGAUAUUAAAGUUGCCUGCUGUUGUGGCUUACUGAUGCUUGUGGUUCUUUGCUUUACACUUACGGCACAAUUUCUAACCUUUUAUACCCUUUUCACUUAUAUCUUCAAGCAAAACAGAUUUUUUUCUAUCUGUGUUACAAAAGUCUUAAACUCACCCACGUUUCUUUGAUGAGAAUUUGAAGCACAUAUUGAUGCCAGCCUAUGUUAUUAGAUUCUGAUUUUCUGUCGGCAAAGCAUUUGUCUUAGCAAUGGUUCUAAAAAGAGAACUUUUUCAUCUGUAAAUAAAGAUGUCUGUUUUACAACACUCUGAAAUGUGCUUGUGAGAUUUUUCAGGUAAAUAAACAGAUUGUGGUUGCAUACAUACCGGCAUGAUUUUCCCUUAUUUCGACAAAUGAUGGUGACAGAAAUGACAUGAAACGGUGUGUAUAUAGUUGACAUCUUUGAACAAGAUCUACAGAAAUAAAAAAUGUUUAUCACCACUGU
Anoplopoma fimbria (sablefish) is the source of this 967-nucleotide messenger RNA. Its product is annotated as dispanin subfamily A member 2b-like. The transcript is spliced from 2 exons. The coding region runs from base 74 to 493 and encodes 139 amino acids. The record is from RefSeq and is a predicted model, not a curated record. Gene Ontology annotation, cellular component: plasma membrane. NCBI's taxonomy places the organism in Eukaryota, Metazoa, Chordata, Actinopteri, Perciformes, Anoplopomatidae.